Messenger RNA from Paramecium octaurelia, 884 nucleotides. Lineage: Eukaryota; Ciliophora; Oligohymenophorea; Peniculida; Parameciidae. The record is from the annotation of a GenBank genome assembly.
AAAAUAUAGGGAUUGGAUAUUAUCAUAAAAUAAUGAAUAAGAAAGAAAAGAAGGAUUGUUUCGACAUCAUGAUUAAGACCAAGUCUUCACAGGACCAAAUAGCAACCUAUUUGGUAUAGGCCAUUUUGGGUUUGAGGGAUAGGGAGAAUAAGAGUGAGUCAAUUAGGCUCUAAGGAAGUGGAUCAGCAAUUCCAAAUGUAAUUUUGGUUGCUGAAAUAAUUAGAGCAAGACACAAAGUAAGAAUGAGUGUUAUCUAUUAGGGAUUGAGUUCGAUUGUCACAUUGGAGAACAUUCAGAAGGAAAUUCUUGAGAAUGGAUAGAAAUCAACAAUAUCAAUCCCUGCUAUUAGAAUCAAAUUGACGUACUUUCAUUUAUGGAUCGUAGAUGCAAUCCAACCAAGGAAGAAUAAGAAUAGCCAGGAUAUUAGGCCCCAGGAGAUGUGAAAGAUGAUAAGAAGAUUGAACUUUAUGAUUAUAUCAUGAUCUAUGCUAGGAAUUUGUAUUUUUGGAAAGGCAAGGAAGGACAAAAACCGAACCAUAACUAACCUCAAAAAAAAGUUGUGUAACAAAUAGAAGAAAGAGGAGUAUUGAAGUCCAGAGGAGCAGCCGAAGUGUAGGUGGGGAAGAGAUACCCUGAAGAAUUAAAAAGGAAGCCAGAUGAACCAGAACACAGGGUAUGUUGAGUUUGACAUUUAAAUAGGAAAAGCAUGAAUAAGACAAUCGGGGUCAAACAUAUUCUAAGUAGUCUAGUAGGCCAAAACAAAUCAACGACCACUCUAAAUAAUAUUCAUCCUAAGACAAGGAGGGGUAGUUUAGACCCAAGUAAGGAGAAAUCAAAACAAGAGGUGGUAAUAGAAGAUGAUUCAAAUAUUUAUUCGAGCAAUA